Hippoglossus stenolepis (Pacific halibut) is the source of this 745-nucleotide messenger RNA. It is a transcript of the gene cckb, whose product is annotated as cholecystokinin b. NCBI's taxonomy places the organism in Eukaryota, Metazoa, Chordata, Actinopteri, Pleuronectiformes, Pleuronectidae. The record is from RefSeq and is a predicted model, not a curated record. Gene Ontology annotation, cellular component: axon; extracellular region. Gene Ontology annotation, molecular function: neuropeptide hormone activity. Gene Ontology annotation, biological process: digestion. Bases 54 to 461 code for a protein of 135 amino acids. The transcript is spliced from 4 exons.
UACUCUCCUCAGUCUCACACACUCCUCCAACACGCUGAACCUCCUUUCUCACGAUGACUACAGGGCUGUGUGUGUAUGUCCUGUUGGCGGUCCUGUGUACGAGCUGUUUGGGGCACCCCCUCUCCUCUCAGCACCUAGACGAGGGCCAGCGCUCCGUCUCCGCUCCCUCUGAAGCCCUCCUUGAGGCUGAUAACCACAGCUUGGGAGAGCCCCACCUCCGACAGAGCCGCUCUGUCCCCCAGCUGAACGCUCUUCCUGUGGCUGAGGAGGAUGGAGACUCCCGGGCCAACCUCAGCGAGCUGCUGGCCAGACUCAUCUCCUCCAGGAAAGGUUCUGUGCGCAGAAACUCAGCGGCGUACAGCAAAGGACUGAGCCCCAACCAUCGGAUAGCAGACAGGGACUACUUGGGCUGGAUGGAUUUCGGCCGCCGCAGCGCAGAGGAGUACGAGUACUCCUCGUAAAAAGGGAAAACAAGAAAAAGAAGGGGAACAAACCCCAUGCAAGCUGGCCCCUCGGUGUCUCACAAUAAGAGUCUAUUUAUGAUGUAUUUGUUGUACAUUUGUUUGUAAAACUGUAAUAAUGCAAUAUACAUAUAUGCCAAAUUUUACAGAAAAGCUCUCACUGUCCAAGGUUUGUUUGUUUCUGGUUUUUCUCUGGUUUCUUUAUCGUUUUUUGGGUGGAAAGGAUCCAGGAGGUGUCAGGGUCUGUUGAGACUAACUGGACUGAAUAAAGACUGAAAAUAUCA